Pocillopora meandrina is the source of this 2262-nucleotide messenger RNA. Lineage: Eukaryota; Metazoa; Cnidaria; Anthozoa; Scleractinia; Pocilloporidae. The record is from the annotation of a GenBank genome assembly.
AACUGCAGUGAGGCUAAGUGCCAGGUCUUACCGGUUGGAGAAGGGACUGCGUCCGAACUCCGCGUGAAGGCUUCCGAGAAGGGUGUCAGAAUAGUCUACUUGGAUUUGAAGUUCCGUAACGACAGCUACCGUCCAUUAGAGUCAGAAAACAAGUUUUUCCCAAAUAGAUGGGUCUGGGCGAAUUUGAUUAGUGAGCCAAUGCUGUCUUUGUCCUAUGGCUAUGAAAUGUUUUCCAUGGGCCUCCUUAAAUACCAAAUAAGAGGUAUGGAGGUGCUGUUGGAAGAUCAACCAAGCGGAUGCCUUGCGAACUUGAACUCAUCCUAUCAAAACAAAGUAGUUGGAAGAGCGCUUCUGAAUAUGACACAGUUAAACUCAGGUGAACCUCCAGACAGGAAUACUGUUUGUUUUGCGAUGAUUGAAGAUUAUGGUCAAGGUUAUGAUGAUCUUUUAUGGAACUUCUUUGAGGGAAAUGUCAAAUUAAAGUGCUGUGAGAUAAGCAAAGAAGAAACCACCAAAUCUACUUACAUUCAAUGUGGGCUGGAUGUUCAAGUUAGCGGUUGGUUAAAAGCUUUUAAUGUCACACUCAACAUUUUGACUGUGAUAAUAAUGCCAUUUUGUCCAGCGUUUCUCCUUUUCCUGCCGGAUUCCAUUUUCAAUCUUCAAGAGGAGUGUAAAAAAGAAGAGCGACGCGAAAACGAGCAACAGUCAGAAGACAGCCAUCAUCGACAGAGCAAUCAACAAAGAAGCAGGUACCGAUCAACUGCUGAAGCUUCAGUAAAUGACAAUGCAGAAAAUGACAGUUCAUUUCCUCUUGGAACUCCAUCUAUUCCGACUCAGAGUCAACAAGCUAAUUCCCAAAUAGGCGAGGAUAUAUCAAACAAACAUGCUCAAAGUUUACUUUAUUUAGACGAACCAAAUCCAAUCACCUUCUCCUAUUUUCUUAGAACCUAUACUAAAGAAGGUACAGAAUUAUUUUCAUUUCAUUUCAAACUUGCAUUUCUCUGGUACUGUGUUAUUCCAAUUUUUGUGUACCUAAGAUUAGGAUUAAGCUACUUUGAAGAAAGGAAACUUAUGUAGGAGUUGGAUAAAAAACCAAAGGCAUCUCUGUUAGGAAGGUGGCUUCUAUAUCGUUUCGAGUUUCAAGGGGUUAGCGUGCUAAUGGCUCUCACUCCUUUGAUUUUGAUUUUAAUUUCAAGACCUACGGAUUUCCUAACUACUUUCACAGAGGACAUUAGACGACCCGCGAGCCCUAUUUGGGGAAAAAAUAGGGUUUCUGUAGGAGAGGAAAUGCUCCGAUAUAUGGAAAAAUUAGCAGUAAACAGUUACAAGUUAGCUUCGUGUUUAAUUACCCUUCACCAAAAAGCACUAGCGGGGUCUAUAAAGUUCUUUACACAUUGGGCUAUUGAGCAAAUGGAUCCGCCACGGAAACGAGCCAAGACUCCUUUCAUUGCUUUGUGGGUGUUAUUCUGGAAUGUUGUUUUAGUCAUAGUUGUGGGCGUCAUUUUUGGAGGAAUAUGCCUCUGUCUAUUGUUAUUAGGGUUAGUCGUGUUCAUUUAUUUGUAUUCACCGUUGAAUACUCUCCUAGUUUUCAUUAGCAAAAAAUUGCGGGAAAUUUUUAUACAAAUAUGGUAUUAUCACACACAGGAUUUUAAGCUCAUUGUUGUUGCAUCAUUUGCAUUUUUUUUCUAUGUACUCGCAUUGUCAAUAUCAGCAGUCGGCAGUUUGGUAGGGGGCCUGUCUUGUCGAUAUAUCUCUCUGAUGUGUGGCUUAGUUACUUUAGGUCUAGUGUUAAACGUAUCAAUCGUGGGCCCAGUUUUAGCACUCCUUAUCGUUGCUUUAACAAACAUUUAUCUAUGCUACUACAAUCUGCAAAUGCGCUACCAAGAUGUGAAGAAAAUGAUUUCGGAGAAGUGGCAGACUUAUGAUGGAAAAAGUGAGCACGGUGCAAUUCCAGAAGAUCUAUUUUGGCGCAUUUGUAGUGGCGCGUCAAAUUCAAAUAACACAGUUCCACCAGUUAGGGGUGAAGUAAACCUCAUGCUUUGCAAUAUGGUCAUCAUUUUGAUAUUUCUAUUUUUGGUUUUCUGCUCUGUAUUUCUGGUGACUGAUGCGAAGAGCAUUUCAGCAGUGCCAUCAACGAUUGCUGUGUUUUUAAGCGGAGCUAUUCCUGGGUUAUUUUAUAAGGGAUUUAUGGAUGAAAAGCGAUUUACGGGUGAGACAAGGGUGAAAAUGAUUAGAGAAAUCGAGGAGGCGGUUAUAGAGUAC